AUGAGGCAGCGGUGGGGCUCCAGCUUCCCCCGAAGCCCGAGCGGUGUUUUCCCUCCGCGCUGCCCGGCCCCUGAAAGCGAUCGGCGUCAGCCCUGGGCCGCGGGGCGGGAGGGCGUCGGCCCCGCGAGGUCCCUAAGCGGCGGCAGGUGCGGGCAGCGCGGUCGGCGGGAGCGCUCGGGCGCCGGGCUCAGAGCCUCGCGCGGCCCCGGGAUGCCGCUCCGCGCAACAAGUGCCGGCACCCACAGCAUCCCUGGCGCCCGCAGCCGAGCGUCGCAGAGCUCCCCAGGGCGCCGGCUCUCCACUCGCGGCGCCCGCGCCUCGCGCCCCGCGCCCGUCCCCCCGGAGCCCCCUAGCCUCCCUCAGGACCCCCGACGCCUCGCACGGCGGGAAACCUCGCGGGGCGAUCCGCGGCCGCGCGCACCCCUCACGCACUCACCGGCCCGAGCCGGAGCGGCCAUCUUAGCGCGAACCGCGGGCCCGCUCCCCGGUUCGCCGCCGCCGCCGCCACCGCCGCCGCCGCGGCCGGUGAGCGGCAACGUCACGGUGACGUCAACAAUAGGGUCCUCCACACGGCCCCGCCCCUCAGGGAUCCUGGGGGCCGGCUCUGCAGGCCCCGCCCCUUCGCGCGCCCCGCGCCUGCGCACUCGCCCUCCGAGAGCCCUCGGCGCCUCGCGGGACUGCUGCUGUCCUCUGCAGGAGGUGGCCAUAGGAGCUGUGGAGAGACCCCGGCUGGCCUGGAUCUGCCCCAUGCUGGGAGAUGUCCACGGGCUCUGCUGCAAGAGGUAUGAAGACGCUGGGGCUGACAUGCAGUGGAGGGACAGGAGGGAUUUUGUACCUUUGGUCGCCGAGCCAUCUCUCAGCAGAGUUGAGGAGGUGUCUUCAGUACUGUAAUGACCACUUAACUCCUUGUACACUAGCGGAAAUUUUGCCAAGGAGUUUUGUCAUUUAACUUGGGAGAGUUGAUUACAGAAUAUUAUGUAGUCAUUAGUCUUCAGUAGCCUCUUUGUGCAUGCUAUUCAUUUUUUUUAACUUUAAAAUUUUUUUUUUCAGUCGUGUGGAACACGCCGAAUCAGCCCGCUGCAGAC
Messenger RNA from Heterocephalus glaber (naked mole-rat), 1085 nucleotides. NCBI's taxonomy places the organism in Eukaryota, Metazoa, Chordata, Mammalia, Rodentia, Bathyergidae. The record is from RefSeq and is a predicted model, not a curated record.